UUUAAAUUUUUUUUUACUCUCAAGAAUUGCCAAGAAGAUGCUUUUAGAAGAAAUUAAAGCCAAUCUUUCCUCUGAUGAUGAAGGAUCUUCAGAUGAUGAACCAGAAGAAGAGAAAAAGAGAAAUGGAAAACCAAAUGAAGAAAACCCAGGAUAUGAGGAAGCAAAAAAUCAAGACAAUUCCGAAUCUGAUUCAGAUUCUGAAGAAUCUAAGAAGCCAAGAUACAGACAUAGGCUUUUGCGGCACAAACUGGCUGUGAGUGAUGGAGAAUCUGGAGAAGAAAAAAAGACAAAGCUUAAAGAGCAUAAAGAAGCUAAGGGUAGAAAUAGAAGAAAAGUGAGCAGUGAAGAUUCAGAAGAUUCUGAUUUUCAGGAAUCGGGAGUUAGUGAAGGAGUUAGUGAAUCUGAAGAUGAACAGCGUCCUAGAACAAGGUCUGCAAAGAAAGCAGAAUUGGAAGAAAACCAGCGGAGUUAUAAACAAAAAAAGAAAAGACGACGUAUUAAGGUUCAAGAGGAUUCAUCCAGUGAAAAUAAAAGUAAUUCUGAAGAAGAAAAAAAGGAAGACGAAGAGGAUGAAGAGGAGGAGGAGGAAGAUGAAAAUGAUGAUUCUAAGUCUCCUGGAAAAGGCAGAAAGAAAAUUCGGAAGAUUCUUAAAGAUGAUAAACUAAGAACAGAAACACAAAAUGCUCUUAAAGAAGAAGAAGAGAGGCGAAAACGUAUUGCUGAGAGGGAGCGUGAGCGAGAGAAAUUGAGAGAGGUGAUAGAAAUUGAAGAUGCCUCACCCACCAAGUGUCCCAUAACAACCAAGUUGGUUUUAGAUGAAGAUGAAGAAACCAAAGAACCUUUAGUGCAGGUUCAUAGAAACAUGGUUAUAAAACUGAAACCCCAUCAAGUAGAUGGCGUUCAGUUUAUGUGGGAUUGUUGCUGUGAAUCUGUAAAAAAAACAAAGAAAUCUCCAGGUUCGGGAUGUAUUCUUGCCCACUGUAUGGGCCUUGGUAAGACUUUACAGGUGGUAAGUUUUCUUCACACAGUUCUUUUGUGUGACAAAUUGGACUUUAGUACAGCUUUAGUGGUUUGUCCUCUUAAUACUGCUUUGAACUGGAUGAAUGAAUUUGAGAAGUGGCAAGAGGGAUUAAAAGAUGAUGAGAAGCUUGAGGUCUCCGAAUUAGCCACUGUGAAACGUCCUCAGGAGAGAAGUUACAUGCUUCAGAGGUGGCAAGAGGAUGGUGGUGUUAUGAUCAUAGGGUAUGAGAUGUACAGAAAUCUUGCUCAAGGAAGGAAUGUGAAGAGUCGGAAACUUAAAGAAAUAUUCAAUAAAGCUUUGGUUGAUCCAGGCCCUGACUUUGUUGUGUGUGAUGAAGGCCAUAUUCUUAAAAAUGAAGCGUCUGCUGUUUCAAAAGCUAUGAAUUCUAUACGAUCAAGGAGGAGAAUUAUUUUAACAGGAACACCACUUCAAAAUAACCUAAUUGAGUAUCAUUGCAUGGUUAACUUUAUCAAGGAAAAUUUGCUUGGAUCUAUUAAGGAGUUCAGGAAUAGAUUUAUAAAUCCAAUCCAAAAUGGUCAGUGUGCAGAUUCUACCAUGGUAGAUGUCAGAGUGAUGAAAAAACGUGCUCAUAUUCUCUAUGAGAUGUUAGCUGGAUGUGUGCAGGUACAGAUAUAUUCCGUCAUAAUAAAUGAAAGCAAGUUGAAUACAUUGGUGCAGAAGCUUCAUGACUUCCUGGCACACUCAUCAGAAGAAUCUGAAGAAACAAGUUCUCCUCCACGACUUGCAAUGAAUCAAAGCAUAGAUAAAAUCAGUGGUUCUGGAAAUAAUUCUGAUCUGAUGGAAAAUAGCAAGGAAGAGGGAACUAGCUCUUCAGAAAAAUCCAGAUCUGUAGGAUCCUCACGAUCAAAGAGAAAACCUUCAGUUGUAACAAAAUAUGUAGAAUCUGAUGAUGAAAAACUUUUGGAUGAAAAUGUGAAUGAAGAUGCUUCUAAUGAAAAUUCAGAAAAUGAUAUUACUAUGCAAACCUUGCCAAAAGGUACAGUGAUUGUACAGCCAGAACCUGUGCUGAAUGAAGACAAAGAUGAUUUUAAAGGGCCUGAAUUUAGAAGCAGAAGUAAAAUGAAAACUGAAAAUCUCAAAAAACGCGGAGAAGAUGGGCUUCAUGGAAUUGUGAGCUGUACAGCUUGUGGACAACAGGUUAAUCAUUUUCAAAAAGAUUCCAUUUAUAGACACCCUUCAUUGCAAGUCCUUAUUUGUAAGAAUUGUUUUAAGUAUUACAUGAGUGAUGACAUUAGCCGUGACUCAGAUGGAAUGGAUGAGCAAUGUAGAUGGUGUGCAGAAGGUGGAAACUUGAUUUGUUGUGACUUUUGCCAUAAUGCCUUCUGCAAGAAGUGCAUUCUGCGCAAUCUUGGUCGAAAGGAGUUAUCUACAAUAAUGGAUGAAAAUAACCAAUGGUAUUGCUACAUUUGUCACCCAGAACCUUUAUUGGACUUGGUCACUGCAUGUAACAGUGUAUUUGAGAAUUUAGAACAGUUGUUGCAACAAAAUAAGAAGAAGAUAAAAGUUGACAAUGAAAAGAGUAGUAAAGUAUGUGAUCAUGCACCCAAAUUUUCUCCAAAGAAGAAUAGUACAAAUUGUAAUGGAGAAGAUAAGAAAUUAGAUGAUUCAUGUUCUGGUUCUGUAACCUACUCUUAUUCUGCACUAAUUGUGCCCAAAGAGAUGAUUAAGAAGGCUAAAAAACUGAUUGAGACUACAGCCAACAUGAAUUCUAGUUAUAUUAAGUUUUUGAAGCAGGCAACAGAUAACUCGGAAAUCAGUUCUGCUAUGAAAUUACGUCAGCUGAAGGCUUUUAAAUCUGUGUUGGCUGACAUCAAGAAGGCUCAUUUUGCAUUAGAAGAAGAUUUGAAUACUGAGAUUCGAGCUUUGGAUGUAUUACACAAAGAAAAAAAUACCAAAGAGUAUAAAGUCAUGGAUGCUAAGUCUGAAACAAAAGUACGAAAAGGAGAAAAACCCUGUUCUUUGGAAAAGAAGGAUCUUUCAAAGUCAGAAGUUAAACCAUCAAGAAAACAGGUAGAUAGUGAGCACAUAGAUCAGAGUGGUGCACCAGCAGAGGAACAACGAGCAAAUAAAAGUACCAGUGGUGAACACAAGAAGUCUGACAGAAAAGAAGAACCUCAAUAUGAGCCUGCUAAUACUUCUGAAGACUUAGACAUGGAUAUUGUGUCUGUUCCUUCUUCAGUGCCAGAAGACAUUUUUGAGAAUCUUGAGACUGCUAUGGAAGUUCAGAGUUCAGCUGAUUAUCAAGUUGAUGGCAAGAGUAGAACCGAGCAAGAACUGGAGAGCUCAUCGGUAAAACUAAAUGCUCCUUCAAAAGACAACAGAGGAGGUAUUAAGUCCAAAACCACAGCUAAAGUAACAAAAGAAUUAUAUGUUAAACUCACUCCUGUUUCACUUUCUAAUUCUCCAAUUAAAGGUGGUGAUUGCCAGGAAGUUCCACAAGAUAAAGAUGGUUGUAAAAGUUCUGGUCUGAACCCCAAGUUAGAAAAAUGUGGACCUGGGCAGGAAAACAGUGAUAGUGAGCAUUUAGUUCAAAAUGAAGUUCCAUUACUUUUAGAAGAAUCUGAUCUUCGAAGAUCUCCACGAGUAAAGACUACCCCUUUAAGGCGACAGACAGAAAUAAGCCUUGUAACAUCUAAUUCAGAUGAGGAAAGUAAUGAAACAGUUAAGGACAAACAAAAAUUGUUAGUUCCAAUUAAAAAAAAGGAUAAGCGAAAUUCUUCUGACAGUGCUAUAGAUAAUCCUAAACCUAACAAAUUGCCUAAAUCUAAGCAAUCAGAGAUUGUGGAUCAGAAUUCAGAUUCUGAUGAAAUGCUGGCAAUCCUCAAAGAGGUAAGCAGAGUGAGUCAUAGUUCUUCAGACACUGACAUUAAUGAACCUCAUACCAAUCUUAAGACUUUGUAUAGUUUAAAAACCCAAACAGGGAAAGAUGAUAAAGGAAAAAGAAAACGGAAAAGUUCUACUUCUGGGUCAGAAUUUGAUAUUAAAAAAGGCAAAUCGGCUAAAAGCUCUAUAAUCUCUAAAAAGAAACGCCAAAACCAGUCUGACUCUUCUAAUUAUGACUCAGAGUUAGAAAAAGAGAUAAAAAGCAUGAGUAAAAUAGGGGUUGCCAGAACAACCAAAAAAAGAGUUUCCAAUAAAAAAGAUUAUGAUUCUUCCGAAGAUGAAAAGCAUAGCAAAAGAACUGAUAGUCAAGGACCAAAAAGUAUUGAAGACUCACAAGAGGGAUCGUCUGAUGAUGCUGAGAGAAAGCAAGAGAAAAAGUCUCUGUCUUCAGCAGAAGGUGCAGUUGAGAGAGACAAGGCCUUCACAGGAUUAAAAGAUCGACCUUUGAAGAAGCAGAUGCCACGUGUUUCCUCUGAUGGUGCUGAUAAGCUGCCUUCUGGCAAAGAGGAGAGUUUAAAUUCCCCAGAAGACAAAAUUAUUUCUAAAACUAAAGAAAAGAAUAAGCACCUGAAAACCAAAACAUGUAAAAAAGUACAGGGUGGCCUAUCUGAUGCUGUUGACAAAUUCCCAAAGAAAGAGCAGAGUGAUGAAUCCUCUGAAGAUGAUAAAAAGCAGAUCAAAAAGGAAAGUGAAGAAAAGAAGAAAACUACAGACUUGAAGAAAAAAGUAAUUAAGAUAGAAUCACAGUAUGAAUCAUCGUCAUCUGAUGGUAUUGAGAAAUUACCUGAGGGAGAAGAUUGUCAGUAUACUAAAAUCAUAACACAAAGUAAGAAUGAUAUAACUGAUGGUGAAAAAAAAGGCAAAAAACUAAAAGAUAAAGUGUCUAAAAAGAAGGACGAAUUAUCUGAUAAUGUUGAGAAAUUACCAGGGAAAGGGGAUAGUUGUGACUCUUCAGAAGAUAAAAGGAGUAAGACUAGAGCAUCUGCUAGAGAAAAGAAAAAAUGCAUUUUGCCUCAAAAAGGUCCAAGGAAGAGACAAGAGUGUUCAUCAUCCGAUACUGAGAAAUAUUCCGUGAAAGAAGAUGGUUGUGACUCUUCUGAAAAGAGACUGAAAAGAAUAGAAUUGAGGGAAAGACGAAAUUUGAAUUCAAAGAGAAAUACUAAGGAAAUACAAAUUUGCUCAUCAUCUUCUGAUGCCGAGGAAAGUUCUGAAGACAAUAAAAAGCAGAAGAAACCAAGAACUUCAGCUAAAAAGAAGGCUGGCAAUAUCAAGGAGAAAAAGAGAAACUCCCUAAGAACGAGCAUUAAAAGGAAGCAAGCGGACAUUACUUCCUCAUCUUCAGAUAUAGAGGAUGAUGAUCAGAAUUCUAUAGCGAGGGAGCAGUGA
This is a messenger RNA of Castor canadensis (American beaver), 5311 nucleotides long. NCBI's taxonomy places the organism in Eukaryota, Metazoa, Chordata, Mammalia, Rodentia, Castoridae. The record is from RefSeq and is a predicted model, not a curated record.